UAUUCAUUUUUUACAUGAUGCAUUGGAAUCGAGCUCCAAAAAUCAGCUUGAAAAUUGCUCAUGGCACCUUAUUGCCAUCAUCAAUCGUGAUUUUACUUUUAUUUCUAACGAGCUUUGCUACGUCUUUGCCACCGCGCGUCGAUUUUGGCGGCGAGAACUUUAAUUUUCUCGUUUUUCCGAAUCCACCCUUUGAUGUGUUCGUUCGAGGACCGAAUAAUACUGUUGCUUCAUUCACCGGUGUAGCACUUAACAUUUUACAAUGGAUAGCAACCAAAUAUAACUUCAAGUACACAUUGGUGCCAGUAAAUGAAUCUCUUGUCGAGCGGUAUGGUAUGCACGAAGCAGCUUUUUACCAACUCAUCAACGAAAAAAAAAUCGACGGAAUCCCUUGCGCCUUUUUCUUGACUCAGGAUCGGAUAAAUAGGAUGGACUAUACAAGUUACUUCGUAUGGGUCGACGGGCUGAGUCUUAUUGUGCCGAAACCAGGAGAACAAAGUCGACUGUUCGCCUUUAUUGGUCCGUUCCAACCUUCUGUUUGGUUUUGGAUUCUGGUGACCAUUAUUUUUGUAGUUGGAGUGAUGACCUUUUUUACAUGGUUCUACUUUAAUCCGCUUCUUACAAACGCUAAAAACGUGUACAUCAUGAAUAGGGAAGAGCGUGACUCAUCAAAACCAAGUCAACCAACAGUGUAUUCCUCAUUGAGUUCUAACAUGAUUUACAUUGUCAACAUUAUGACAAAUCAAGGUUGCAGAGAAGCGUUCGACCGAAAUUCGUAUCGCAUUCUGGCUGGAUUUUGGCUAUUGGGUGCCAUGGUUUUGGUUAAUUCCUAUUCGGGUAUUGUCAUUUCAUCGCUGACAGUUCCAAAGAUGAUGCCUCCCAUAGAAACGCUGGAAGACUUGGCUGUUAGUAAAGAUGUUGAGAUCAUUGUUCGACACGACACUUUGAUAGGAGAGCAAAUAUUGCAAGCAAGAACUGGAGUGUAUAAAACUCUUGGAGAUCAAGCUCGUAAAUAUCCUGGUCAUAUUCUUGGCGAUCCCUUUAAAGUAAGCGCUAUGUUGGAGACCGGCAGAUAUGCGUAUCCUUUUAUCCAAGCUUUCAACUCUUGGUUUGUGGCGCAACAAUACAAAAAGGUAGGGCAGUGUCGAUUUCACGCUACCAAGCCGCUGCCGGUGCCACUCGGUUAUUAUUCUUGGCUCGUCAAAAAGGGAAAUCCGAACGCUCGCCUAUUUGAUCCAGGAUUGGUGAAAUUGUGGGAGAGUGGCCUUACGUAUUUCUGGGGUAAUAUAGCCAUUGGCAAAAACAAAGCAACCGAGUGCUUUCAGAAGAAGCGCCAGAAAAGUUCCGCCCAACAAGUUCCCAUUCGCUUAACCGAUCUGACGAGUGCCUUUUUAAUUCUCGGGAUUGGGCUUGGCUUGGCGAUCAUUGCCUUCGUACAUGAGUUAAUCAAGUCGAAAAUUCACAGUCGUACAAAAUUAUCGAUGAUUUAA
This is a messenger RNA of Daphnia pulicaria, 1487 nucleotides long. Its product is annotated as glutamate receptor ionotropic, kainate glr-3-like. Gene Ontology annotation, molecular function: ligand-gated monoatomic ion channel activity. Bases 15 to 1487 code for a protein of 490 amino acids. Gene Ontology annotation, cellular component: membrane. The record is from RefSeq and is a predicted model, not a curated record. Lineage: Eukaryota; Metazoa; Arthropoda; Branchiopoda; Diplostraca; Daphniidae. The transcript is spliced from 9 exons.